Molecule: messenger RNA, 3600 nt
Organism: Symbiodinium natans
Lineage: Eukaryota; Dinophyceae; Suessiales; Symbiodiniaceae
Source: the annotation of a GenBank genome assembly
AUGGACUUGGCCUUCGACAUGUGCCAUUUGGAGCACGCGGCCACUGACUGUCCUAAAAAAUGGGAAGCCUCUGAGGUCAUGCAGGUGGCUGCGAAGCAUCUCAAGAAAGGGGGAGUCGUUGCAAAGACUCCACGAGCUUCGGAACACCUCUCAAGCAUGUUGUCCCGCGACCCAUUGCCUUUGGACGUGGACAGCAAGGCGCCGUGGAAGGAUUUUAUAUCCAAGCACGACAUUGUUCCACGGGUCUGGGUCCCCGCCGAAGAAGUCUGGCUUAGCGCGGAACUGGCCGACUGGGACAGCGGUUGCUUUUCCAGCCCCACACAGUCACCUUCGAGGGGGACCCCUUUGGUGGAGAUGGUGAAGUUCCUGGAGCAGCAACUGCAGCUGAGCAAGGAUGACCAAGAUGUGCAGCGUGUAAUUCGGCUUUGCGCUCUUGGUCGCUUCCCUGAGCACGUCUCCGCAGCGAUGGGCAUCGAAGGGGACAAGGUGAAAGACGAUGGCAUCUUGGCCGGGCUGCAGCCCGGAGCCGUGUGGAUCGAGCAUUCGACGACGGACUUCGAAAACACCGUCAAGAUCCGCGCUGAAGUUGAGAAGCGCGGGGGCAAGGCCGUGGCGGCUCCCGUGACGGGUGGUAUGCAAAUCUUGAAGGUUGGAAAAAUGGUGGCCCUGGUCGGCGCGGAUGAGGAGACUUUCCAGCGCGUGAAGCCGCUGAUCUCAUUGUCGGCUCCUCGGAUCAUCCGCUGCGGCGAAUUCGGCCACGAGACGGUGGUGAAGAUUCUGACGAACAUGCUCUGCGCUGUUCAAGACUGCGCGAUGGGUGAGGUCAUGAUGAUCGCGAAGAAAAGCGGCGUCGACAUGAAGUUGCUCUUCGAUGCCAUGCGGAUCUCCUCGGGCAACUCCUUCUGCUGGGAGACAGAGUUUGCACGCGUUGCGGAUGGCUCCUACUACCCGGACUUCACGGCAGAGAUGAUGGCGAAGGACAUCCAGCUUGGCCAAGGCUUGGCGGCCAAGCACGGCGUGCCCAUGCUGAUGCAUGGCCAGGUCGCCCAGAUCUAUGAGAUGUGCAUGGCGAAGUACGGGCGAGACUCCGGCUCCACCAUUCCGGUGAAGCUGAUUGAAGACGCCUGUCAGACGCCCCUUGCCGACCAAGCACUCCGAGAAACCUUCAAGGACUGGACCUACACCACAGAGAUCGUCGACGGCAGCUACGCGAUCGUCCACAAAAACAUCGAGUCCCCAAACGUCGAGUGCAAGUGCUUCGUGGCGGACUUGGGCAGGCCUGACCAGCAUGCAUACGCGACCGGGCCUGCUUUGGAGUACCUUGCAGAAUCACUGGCCUCCGUGGAGAAGCCACCCGCGGCUCUCUGCGAGCUGCUCAUCGUGCACAAUGCUGGCAGCCUUGGGCGGCUCGCCUUCGCGCAGCACCUGGAGGCAGCUGAGACGGCUGCCGCCAUGGACCUCAACGUCACCUGUCCCAUCUUGCUCACGCAAGAUGUCCUACGCCGCUUUGGCGACCAGGCGAAUUCACAAGGCAGCCUGAAGAUUCGGAUCGUGAACAUCUCGAGCCUUCUCGCUCUUCAGGUGAUGCCCUCCUGGUCCCUGUACUCCACUGGCAAGGCAGCGCGCGACAUGCACAUGAAGGCGGUGGCCAUGGACGCACGGAGGUCGGGUCUGGACGUCCGCACGCUUAGCUGGGCGCCCGGGCCCAUGGACACCAACAUGAUCCGCGAGGUGUUGGAGACCUGUCCGGAUGCCGGCGUCCGGGCGCAGUUCGAGGAAAUGUACCAGUCGAACCUGAUUGACCCCAGGUACAGUGCUGCACAGCUCAUGGUUCUGCUCCAGGAAGACUUCUACGAGAGCGGCACCCACAAAGACAUCUACGACAUCGGCGUUCCACCACCCUCUCCCCCCGCAGGUGCCGGCUCGGAGCCGCCCCUCACGCCGGAGGGGCUGGCCGCGGCACCUUUGCGGGUGCAGAAGCAGCUCUUAGGGGAAAGGCUGUAUCCUCAUGUGGCCCGAAGUCACCCCGACAUCGCCGGCAGAAUCACAGGAAUGCUGCUGGAGAUGGACAACUCCGAGCUCCUGAUGCUGCUGAGUUCUGAGCAGCAUCUCAAAGCAAAGGUAGACGAAGCAAAGCGCUUGCUUGAGCUGUACAACAAUGUGACGGUCAACCCUGCCGAGAUUGAGGGGCAGCCGCCCGAAGUCCAGAGGCUCUACCCACGAGUGGCCAGAUAUCAGCCCGAGCUUGCUGGGAAAAUCACCGGCAUGCUCCUUGGGCUUCAGCAACCAGAACUCUUGGAGGUCCUGGAGAAUGAGCAGCUGCUGCAGACCAAGGUCGAGGAGGCGCGACGUAUCAUCGUGCAGCACGUCGACGAAGUGGCUCCUCCCUGCACUGCGGAUGAACUCGCGGAACAGCCGCCGGAGCUGCAAAAGCAAUUUCUGGGAGAAAGGCUCUUUCCGCGAGUGGCUGCACACCAGCCAGUGCUGGCUGGGAAAAUCACCGGCCGGCUGUUGCUGGUGAUGGAGAAUUCGGAGAUCGUCGAACUGAUCCAGUCCAAGGAGAAGCUCCAGCAGAAGGUGAGCGAGGCCCGUCACAUCCUCGAGGAGUAUGUUGGAAUCGCGGGGAAGCCGCUCGCGAUCCAGAAGCAGAUCAUUGGGGAGAGGCUGUUUCCACAAGUGCUCCAGUACUACCCCUUGCUCGCCGGCAAGCUCACCGGAAUGCUGCUGGAGAUGGAUAAUUCGGACCUCCUCCUGCUGCUCGACUCGCCGCAGCUCCUGAAGGAGAAGGUUGCCGAGGCAAAGCAUGUGCUCGACACCACAUGCGGCCAAGAUGCGCAUCUCUUGUCGCCGGAGAUGCUGCAGCAGGUGACGACUGCAGCGACGCAGCAGGCGGCGACGGCAAAGACAGAAUUCAAGCAGCCCCCGGCAGCUGCGUCCCUGAAGCCCAAGCCGACGCAGUCCAUGGCGGACGUGGAUUCGGAGAGCUCGCAGGCUUCCCCGGUGAUGUCUCCGCUUGCAGAGGGCAAGGAAAACCGGCUCCUGCGUGCGAUGCGGCAAGAAGGCCUAGAGGCAACAAAAGAGGAACGUGAAGUGCAAGUGGCCAGUGUUCGUCUGGGAGGGGACUGGGGGAGAUCUGGCACUGGGCAGAUCUGGGAGGAGAUGUGCGGGCAGAUUGGGGAGAUCUGGGAGGAGAUCUGGGAGGGUUGCUUGUCCAGAUGCUGCCCGGCUGCUGCAGCAUUGAGCAUAUCGAGCCACAAGCUCUUUGCCAAACUCAUUCUUUGCAUUCCCAACUUGUGCGAAGCCAUGGUGUCUCGUUGCAGCAUCUUCAUCGCCGUGGCGUUGCUUGCCGCGGGUGUGGUGCCGCAGGUAGCCAGCACGCGCGUGGAGGAGAGCAACGAAGACGAUGCCGCAAACAUCGUCGCUGGCUCUCGCAUCAAGGAGACGGAGCAAGAGAUGGAGCAGGGCCUCAGUCAUGGGGAGGCAAUCAAGGAGCACGUGCAAGCGACGUCGAUGGGGAAGGCGCUCAAGCCCAACGGGGACUCAUGUUCGAACAAAGAUGAGUGCGACUCCAACUUUUGCGCAGACGGAAAGUGUUCAUGA